AUGGCAGGAAUAAACUUCUGCGGCUGGAUAACUGCCUUCGUUUGCUGUGUUCUUUGCUCCGGGAUGAUGUGUUUUUUGAUUUUCGGCACCACCGUGUUCAUCACUUUUAUGGCUCUUUUCACUGCAAUCAACGAGUGUCCGGGGCCAGAUUUGAUUGCAGCGCAAAGUUGUGUUCCGUUGGUAGGACAAUUGGCCAAUGUUACGAUUCAAUUCGAGCCAAGGUUCGGUGAUGAGGGAUCGGAACAAAUGAAAGAGGUUAUGGCGUUGUGUGAGAAUGUUACGCACUGUAUAAAAGAUGUCAACUGCCUCACCUUUCGUAUUGGCUACCUAAGAUCUGGAAAAAUAUGCGAAGUCUUUGCUUUUAUCAACGAAGAGUUUGGUCAAUGCGCUGGGAAACUAAAGAAAAAGGCGUACGAAAGAAACAUUGACUGUCUGAAAUUCCUAUUUCAAAACGAGGAGAAAUGCGAGGGAUGGGCUGAGCACCAGAAGUGUAUCGAUGAAGAAGUUCUCAGCGAUUGUGGAAGUGGAAUGUCGGAACGAUUCAAACAGAUCUCCAAAGACUUCAUGUUUGGUACAUGCACGACUGUUGAAAAACCCGCCACCUCCACCAACAACACUUCACAAUAA
This is a messenger RNA of Caenorhabditis remanei, 627 nucleotides long. RefSeq lists its product as uncharacterized. The record is from RefSeq and is a predicted model, not a curated record. The coding region runs from base 1 to 627 and encodes 208 amino acids. The transcript is spliced from 3 exons. Lineage: Eukaryota; Metazoa; Nematoda; Chromadorea; Rhabditida; Rhabditidae.